Molecule: messenger RNA, 6946 nt
Organism: Anguilla anguilla (European eel)
Lineage: Eukaryota; Metazoa; Chordata; Actinopteri; Anguilliformes; Anguillidae
Product: phosphatidylinositol 4-phosphate 5-kinase type-1 alpha-like
Exons: 16
Coding region: 780-2552 (590 amino acids)
Biological process (GO): phosphatidylinositol metabolic process
Molecular function (GO): phosphatidylinositol kinase activity
Source: RefSeq, a predicted model, not a curated record
AACCUCAGAACCUUUAAGAGAUUGGUAGUAAAUUAUAUUAAUUAUGAGCUUCCUGUCCAUGUCUGCAUUUCAAAGCAUUUAAUUUAAAGGGCACAAUAAGCUCUCUUGCUCCUACCUUUUAUAAUUUGGCCCUGUUUCUACAGUACCUACCUAUUUAUGAAAUGCACAUGAUGGAAUAAUUGAGUGUCUAGCCAAUUCAUUAUGUGAUAAUCUCUUCUUAAAUCCUUCCUCAGUCCUAAAACCUUGCACUUCCCUCAGGACUGUUUGGAUCUCUUACUGGUGCCCAGUAUCUUUUUUUUUUCCUUUUAGUCACUGGUGAAAAAUAACAUGUCUGGUUGUUUUUGAGGGUGCAGUGUGAUUCUGCAGCCCCAAAUUAGGUUGAUAAACAACACAGAGGAUCAGGUGAUGCAUGCAGUUCUCCAGCUCUAUAUUUAAACCCAUAAAUGGGACUGGAACAGGGCGCGAUACUCUGGUGGGUGAAAAUGGAGAGGGUGGUGCCUCUGCAUUAUAAGUUUGGUAAUUUAAAUGAAAAAUUAGCCAAACAGGUUGUUCGAAGUGCCUGUUAAGUAACACUGCCCUGUCUGGUAAAACAAUGAGCCGCAGGGUACUUGAAUAGCUUGUGAUGGAAUGGUGAGGUUUCCAUGCCUACUGUCUGACAUCUCUUUUUCUGUUGAGAAAAUAUCAAAUCCCUGAUUUCAUGUUUUCAGCUCAAAACUCCUAGAAUGAUGUGGUGAGUGACCAUUUUGCAUGAGUGCUGUAUCCAUGAUGUCUAACUUGACAUGUCCUGCCCCACAGACCUGAGGACUCAGUUCUGGAGGAGAAUAGCUUCUCGCAGAGGGUCCAGUGGAGCUCGAAAGGUUGGCUCGCCAGAGGCGGCCGGCUCCUCGGGCACCUCUCAGACCAUGAAGAAGACCAUCGGUCACCGGGGGGUUGACCCCACCGGAGAGACCACCUACAAGAAGACAACUUCUUCUGCCCUGAAAGGUGCCAUCCAGCUUGGCAUCACUCACACGGUGGGGUCUCUGAGCCAGAAAGCAGAGAGGGACGUUCUCAUGCAGGACUUUGUGGUGGUGGAGAGCAUAUUCUUCCCAAGUGAGGGCAGUAACCUGACGCCAGCGCACCACUACAGCGAUUUCAGGUUCAAGACCUACGCCCCCAUCGCUUUCCGCUAUUUCCGAGAACUCUUUGGAAUCCGGCCAGAUGACUACCUGUAUUCCCUGUGUAAUGAGUCCUUAAUUGAGCUGUCGAACUCUGGUGCGAGUGGCUCCAUCUUCUACGUCUCCAGCGAUGAUGAGUUUAUCAUCAAGACAGUGCAGCACAAGGAGGCUGAGUUCCUGCAGAAACUGCUGCCUGGAUACUUCAUGAACCUGAACCAAAACAAGCGCACACUCCUUCCCAAAUUUUACGGACUGUACUGCGUGCAAGCCGGAGGCAAGAACAUCCGCAUCGUGGUGAUGAACAACCUGCUGCCCAGCGCGGUGCCGAUGCACCUGAAGUACGACCUGAAGGGCUCCACCUACAAGCGGCGCGCGUCGCCCAAGGAGCGCGAGAAGAAAAUCCCCACCUUCAAGGACCUGGACUUCAUCCAGGACCUGCCCGAGGGCCUGCUGCUGGAGCCCGAGAACUACAACGCCCUGAGCAAGACCAUCCAGAGGGACUGCCUGCUGCUGCAGAGCUUCAAGAUCAUGGACUACAGCUUGCUGAUGGGAAUCCACAACCUGGACCAGGCGUGCCGCGAGCGUGCCAACGAGGGCGUGGGCACCGAGGCGGCCAUGACGCCCGACCAGAGGAGGCCUCAGGCCCAGAAAGCCCUGUACAGCACCGCCAUGGAGUCCAUCCAGGGGGAGGCGCGGGGCAAGGGAGCGCUGGACUCCGAGCAGGACCAGGACUACUUGGGCGGGAUUCCAGCACGCAAUGGCAAGGGCGAUAGAAUGCUGGUGUACAUCGGCAUCAUCGACAUCCUGCAGUCAUACAGGUUCGUAAAGAAGUUGGAGCACUCGUGGAAGGCCCUGGUUCACGAUGGGGACACGGUGUCAGUGCACAGGCCCGGAUUCUAUGCAGACCGCUUCCAGCAGUUCAUGUGCAGCACGGUCUUUAAGAAGAUCCCACUGAAGUCCUCCCCCUCUAAGAAGAGCCGGGGCGGGGGUCAGGGCGGCCCUCGGAGGACCGGCACGGCCGUGGGGCCGCAGCCCCAAGCCGCCGGGAUGCUGGCGGAGCCCCGGCUGGUCUACCACUCCCACUUCACCCAGGCCGAGGCGGAGGGGGAGAGCGGUAUGCAGUCGGGCCGUCCAGAUCUUCUUCCAAGGACUCCUCCCCUGGAAGGUGUCACCAGCGACUCUGUGGAAACCACACUCUCCACCUCCUCCCUGGGAAGCACAGGCCCCGCCUCCACCUCUCCCCCCCUCAGGGCAGUAGGAGUGGAGGUGCACAAGUCAGCCAGCACAGAUCAAGAACACAGCACCCCCCACAGCGUUGAAGCUACCUCUGAAGAGCUCUCAAACAGCGAUGAUGCCGCUUCACUCAAGGGCAAUGUUCCCGAGACCAACAUGUGACCGAGUGCUUCGUUGUUAACCAUAAACACAAAGAAAAAGAGAACUGGUCAUGUAAAGGGAGAAAUCUCAGAGAGUGAAGAUUGAAUGGAGGGUGAGAGAACUUGCAGGAAAAAGGCCCCUUCCUCUUUUUCUCAAGGGAGUUUAUUUGGGGAAGCGCUCCUGAAUGGACAGUGGGGGAACAUGGAAGAAUGGAGUGCGUGUGCUGAACAGGAGGAGGUUGGGCUAUCUCCGGGCUAGUCUUGCCCAACACGGGUGUUGCUGCUAGUAAAUCCAACUGCGACUACAUUACAGGUGCUGUGUUACCGAACUGACUUCAGAUGCCCGAGUCCCAGUGUCACAACGGCCCCGUGGCCUCAAACAGGGCCACGCGAUGUUAAGAAAGUGAGUACAAGCUGCCCUGUCCCAGCCACAGGAUGGAUACGGACUCUGUAUGAGAAUUGAGUCUUUGGUUGACAGAUGGGAAGUAGAGGUGAUGGUUCUGGACCUCUCCCAUUGCAGGGUGAAAGAAAGCUGUGUGGCAGGGGGAAUACCCUGGUCCUCAGCAGUGUGCUUUACCGCUGGACUUUCUGUGGAGCGCUUACACUUAAAGGGGAAUCACGUGUGUUCAAAAAAUAAAGAAAGGUCUUUGAUGGUUUAAAAAAAAAAGACUGAAUUGACUGGCAUAAGAAACAAAUUGGCAAUUAUUUUUAAGAAAGUGAAAUUCAACUACGAAUAAUGUCUUGCUCCCAUGUUUCAAUUAUGUAUAGUUGGUCAUGUCUGUGUAAGGACUGCUGUUGUUCUUUUUUGUAUUUGAUUGUACUGUCCCUGUACUAUUCCUGCUCUAUAAUGUCACACUGGUACAGUGUGGUAGGCUACAAUACUGCCCACUGCUCACGGUGAACUGUGCUUAGGAAAUGGGACAGUUUGGCUGGAAUUAGUCAUUCUCUACUCUUUACGACAGUAAGAUUUCCUACAUGUUCUCAUGGCAUCGCCUUCCAUUGAAACAAGGUGUAUUAUUUUUCUGGGAUGUUUAAUUUUACAUUGUCAUUAUGAUUUGUUUUGCAUUGUCUUAUUGCUUCUCUUUUUUUUUUUUUUUUUUCCUCUCCCAAUAAUGCUUUUUUAAACGGACUGAAUGAAAUGAGGCCAGCGUAGUCUAGUGUGCGAGUGGCGCAGCUCUGCUUCCCUGUUUGUGUCUUUAUUCUGCAGUUUGCCUCUUGCCUCACCCCAUGUGGCAGUGGGGGGAACACAGAGGCUGAAAUGAAGCGACAAACCAAAGCGUCACUGACCUUUUCAUUUCCUGGACAUUGAUAUACUGACCUGUGGUGCCUGGUGUGUAGAGCUUUGGUGGAACAGGAGCAUCAGUGUGACUGAGACGGACCGGUGCAGUGCGUGCGUUUGUCUGUCUUCAUUCGUGUAAACCGUGCCUUGCGUGCGUGUGUGUGCGUGCGCGCCCGCGCGCGUCUGUCCUUUCCGAGUAGCCAGUCGGCUCGAAUGGCUCGCCUGCCCGUGCUCGUUCAGAUCCCCGUCCGUCUGAGUGUUGGCUGUGUUGGAGCCCUGCUGGCUGCUCCUGCUCCCAAUGCCGGUUCACAGGGACGGGGCAGCUGAGGAGCAGAGAUUUUCAUACGGUGCGGUUGGAGCGUACGCACCAUUGCACCGCCCAUGUAGGGGAACGUGAGGAUCGUUAUGCACGUGGACCCUAAAGUGCUUACGUUGGCAUCACUGCCUUUUUCCCCCCACUUUUCUUUUUUGCAACCGCAGUGUCUUCUGUCGACAGUACAUUCAGUCAGUAUAGCUAGAGAUCUUCAAAUGGACCAACUAAUCUCCGCUCUAUUGGGGGGGGGGAAAUGUUUUUAAAUGAUGGUUUUAUGUCAUUUUUUGGGGAUUUUUUUUGUGUGAUCAAUCUUGUAAAUUGCUGCCCUCCUCUUUAAGCAGUCGACGCAAUACUGCCUGACGUGUUACCCCAAUAUUAAAGUAGUGGUCACUGGGUGUGAAUAAAACUGGUAGUGAUGCUAUCUGUGCUUCCAUUGGGAGAUGAACAAAAAUGAGGGUUAGGGUUAGGAGAACGUUUGAGAGUUCCUGCAGCAUCUGCGUUUGAGUCCUGGGGUUUCACGGACGUGCAGGCCGGAGCUUAAGAAGGGAGUGCUCCACGCCGCUCCACACGGAGCACGCACUGCUGCGUAAAGUAUGAGUGGACGGUGAAGGUGAAGACCGGCCUUGAAUUGUGCUUGCGCCGGUGAACUGGGCAGGGGUUUUGUACAAAGGGGCUGGCUAAGUCAACGCACUGUGUGUUUGUUCCAUGUAUGAACAGGACCAUGUACAGGAUAUUACAUUUAACUGGAUCUGCACACAGUAGACAUGCAGUCUAUUCAAUAUGAAUGCUUUUGAAGCAGGAGCACAGUAGAGGGAGGUAAAGCAUCCCGCAAUGUGUUCACAUUUUCUGUGCGUUUUGAGAUCAAUGUGCAAGUUACAAAUCCUUGGAGAAUAUUACUAUGUCCAUAAUUAAUUCAUAUUGCUUAAUAGUUGAGGCAUGUGUGGCUUCCUUCUAGCCUCAGAACCAUGAGCUGCACAUUACCGGUUCAGCACCUGAGUUGUAAUAUGGACUAUGUUUAUUUCUACGUGGGCUGUGUGGUUUCAAACCUGAGAUGUCAGACAACUUCUAGCAAGGGCAUCAGACAUAUUUGGAAAUGCCUUUGAAGUCUGUGCAAUGAAGUCACGGUUUCUCUGGGACUGACGGGGCUUAAAAAUGCACGUUAUAACUUUGAGGUGCACACGAAGGCCUGGGAUCAGCCUGGUAAAUUUACCAGGAAACAAUUGCGCCUGCGGCUUUCUGUUGCGUUGUUUCCAAUUAUUUUACAUUAUGCAUUUAUUCUUGCUGCUUAUUCUUUCUCCCGGCUAAUAAGGUUUCAGUUGUCUGCUGUUUAAGGUCUGGAGAUGGCUGUGAUAUGGGCAGUCUCGGCAUAUUCAUUACUUUUCAGGCUGACGAUGAGAGACUGGAUCCUAUGAAACAUUUCAUUUCCCUCUCUGUAGAUGUGUGUUGUCAGCUCUAGCAGGUGCUCUAUGAAGCAUUUAUUUCUGACAUAUGAAUUCUACAAGCAGUUAAGGGGGGGCUAUUGAUAACCAAAUGCAGUCAUUAAAGAAAGUAUAGACUUGGGCAACUCAUUGGCUUGUUCUGGUAUAUGUGUGUGCCACAGUGCUAGCUCAUUUUUACAAUAUUUUUAUUAAAUCAUUUCUGCUGUAAUCAUUUCUACCCCCAUGUAUCGACAUUUUAAAAAGUGCGGGACCCAGGAUUCCCAGUGUUCAUUGCCAAAGGCACCUGUCAUAAUCUAUCAUUUCACCUGUUGAUUUAAAAUCUGUGCUUUUUUUUUUUUUUUUUUUAAUGCAAAAACCAAAUCACACCUUUCAUAUGUGGGGCUUGUAUUUGUGAUAAUGUUACCAAUGUAAUUUGCAUUCUGACAAUGUCAGUCCAAAGCUUUUGUUUGGUCCAUCUGGUAUUAUGCUCGAUAGGGUAAAAUUUUGUGUAAAUUUACCCAACAAACUCUCAGAAAAGAUGCUUUAUAUGCAAGUGUAAUUGCAUGAUUUUCAUGAUUGCAUAUGAUUUUCUCAAUCACUACAUCGAGUCUAGUUCCUACAUCUGUAUUGCAGUGUAAACUGCUUUCUGCCAUCUAAAAAGCUACACAGAUAGAAAUCAAGGAUUAUAUUUAUAUACCUUUUUUAAAUUUUUUUUUUUUACCUUUUUGUCAUUUAUGGUUAUUACUGAAGUAUAUAUAUAUCUUAGAUGACUGUAUUAUUUAUGAUGUAUUCUGCCAGAAAUUAUUUCUGAUACUGAAGUCAGUACUGAAGGGGAGUCAUUGGCAAUUCAGCCUUUUAAUUUGUAUUUUUUGAGGGUUUUUACACAUCUUUUAUAGGUAUUCUUGGCUAAAGAGUGUUCUCCCCUUCCUUUUCUGUCAGUAUGUCACAAUCAGACAUAUUUCCAUCUACACUGUUAUGUGCUGAUUGCAGUCUGCUUCGGUGAUUAUAUUUUUACCCUGCCUGUAUAAACUAUAUGUAUAUAGGAGUCACGGAAAUGCCUUUUCUUGCUGUUGCAAUUACUUGUCUUUACUGCCAUGUUUUUAGUGAUGUGGUGGUGGUGGUAUUUUUCAUACUCAUUUUCAUUUUAAAUAAAGAGGAAAAAGUAUUUUCAUGUGAAUGUCAUUGCAGGGUAAUGGGAUAUAUAUUUUAAAAGGUAAAGUUUUAUUUAUUCAAUAAAUCAUCAAAAUAACUAAGCAUGAUUGUAUUACUGUAACAAUUAAAAUGUACCAUUUUGAGUACUACAACUAAGGAAAUUUUUCAUAGUAUUUUUGUUAAGGAUAUUUUUGUUGUAGCUGAAGUCUUUCCUGUAAGCAAAAUAUAAUAAAAUAUUGUGUUGGGAUUUUUUA